Messenger RNA from Aaosphaeria arxii CBS 175.79, 1971 nucleotides. Its product is annotated as MFS general substrate transporter. Bases 1 to 1971 code for a protein of 656 amino acids. Lineage: Eukaryota; Fungi; Ascomycota; Dothideomycetes; Pleosporales. The record is from RefSeq and is a predicted model, not a curated record. The transcript is spliced from 3 exons. Gene Ontology annotation, biological process: transmembrane transport. Gene Ontology annotation, molecular function: transmembrane transporter activity.
AUGCGCAAGCAUCUUCACUGGCCAGACAAGACUGGACCACUCUUCUGCGAAUGUCAUUGCAAGUGUUUCAGAGCUUGGGCUAGUAGGAACUCCGAUACUUUAACUCCGGCUCAUCAUUGCUACGUAAAAGUCCCGUAUGAACAGCAUGUGCAAGGUCACAAAGGAAUAUGCCUUCAUGGAGUACCUCAGCAGGUUGCAAGGAACUGGAAACCUAGCCGGAAGAGAAUUACUGCUACUAUCGCAUGUAUGAAUACUUCUCUAAUUGGCAUUCUAGUUGGGAUAUAUGCAGGCGAAGUGCCACGAAUUCAGUACGUUCUUGCUGAUGAGGCUCAUCAUGCGCUUAUUGGAAACGUCGCGCUGUAUCUAGGCUUGGCUUUAUCUACGUUCACAUUUUGGCCAUUGCCACUCCUUCAUGGGCGAAAACCAUAUGUUCUAACAGCAAUGGCUCUAGCAUUGCCAUUGCAAUUUCCCCAAGCAAUGGUUCUCAGCACGAAACGUUCACCAAAGUACGCUGGCUUUCGCGCGAGCCUACUCCUCAGCCGAGGGAUUUCUGGUCUUGUCUUAGGCUUUGCAAAUGCAAACUUCGUGACUGUGCUAUUGGACCUAUUUGGGGCGUCAUUACAAUCUAAACAUCCUCACCAGGAAGUUCCGAAUGCAGCCGAUCUUCGAAAACACGGUGGUGGGUUAGGCCUUUGGCUUGGUAUCUGGUCAUGGUGUUGGAUCGGGACACUUGCCAUUGGUUUCCAAAUCGGCGCCAGUAUAAUCCAAAAUCAUACACCAGAUCGGGGCUUCUACGUCACUAUAAUCAUAAACGCCCUGGCUCUAGUGCUGAAUAUCCUUGCCUCUGAAACUCGUCGUUCGAAGAAUCGAAGAUCAGUGGUUGAAGUGUACGACAGACGUUACAAUAUCUUGACUCGGUGCGUGGUACGUGGCGAGGUUAGACUUCACCUAAGUACACGAGGUCCCAGGCAUUUUAUUGACGAAUUGUAUGCGGGUAUGAGACUCAGCUUCAUGAUGUGCUGUCAGAAGGGGUUCUUUAUCCUCGCCAUCUACCUCGGUUGGAUAUAUGGCCAGAUCAUCCUUGUCAUUAUGCUCCUUGGGGCGCUGUUGUCGCGCGAAUAUAAAUGGAAACCUCACCAAAUCGGAUUCGGGGUCAUGUCAGUUGCUAUUGGAGCAUUGCUUGCGAUACCUCUUACCAAAGCCAACGUCUUCAACGGAAAGCGGGCAAGUCUACUCCUAACCAGUCGAAAACUGCUAGGGAACCAAGUUACGUGGACUUCACAUUCUGUCCGCCGCGCUUUUUUCAUUGCAUUACUUCCGAUCUUGGGUCUUGGAUUCAGUGUUUCUUGCGGAGGACCAACAACGCCAUUUGUGAUUCCAAUCUUGUUUGCUGGAGCAAUCGGUUUCGCAAGUGUUCUGGCCGUCGCAGAAUGUUAUGGGCUUAUCAUGGAGACCUUUGACGUUUGCGAUCUUCCACUAGGAAUGCAAAUACCACAUCUGAUGAAGUCACACUCAUCGACUACGCAAGACGGCAACCGGCAAUCAGCCUACUCCUCAUUCCCUCGAGUGACGGCUGGGAUAUUUGUCUCACAAACGUUCGCCUUCGUGGGUGCCGCCGUCGCGACAGCAGUCGGUGGAAUCCUUUCGCGACGUAUUAGUACACAACUCUGCACUGGUAUAAUGGCAGGAAUCCUCCUUCUCCUCACUAUCUUCCUCAUAGCUGUGCUCUGGCGCUUCAGAGAUGUCCGGGUCAUUUCGAGCCAUACGUCCAAAGCGAAGAGCGAGACUACGUUUUCGCAGACCACGACUAUGGCUCACAAUGGUUGGGAGGACGUGAUGAGCGGCAGCCCCCCUCGACGAAUACGGAGGAUGAAUAUUCUGGAAAUGGGGGCACUCUCUCGGUGGACUGAGAUUCGACGGUUAAAUUAUCUGAUCAGGCCGAAGGAGGAGAAGAGGAGGUGGGUUGGUUGA